AUGUCUCGUAUCGGCUCAAGUGCAGCGAUGGCUGGUCCAGUGGAGAAAAGCAAACGAAUUACAACACCAUAUUUGACAAAAUAUGAACGAGCACGGGUCCUUGGUGCGCGAGCUUUACAAUUGUCUAUGUCCGCCCCGGUCAUGGUUGAAUUGGACGGAGAACGUGAUCCACUCAAGAUUGCGGAAAAGGAGCUUCGCGCAAAUAAAAUUCCGAUUAUCAUCCGGAGAUAUUUACCGGACGGCAGUUUUGAAGACUGGAGCCUUGACGAGCUGAUUCUUACCGAAUAA
This is a messenger RNA of Echinostoma caproni, 288 nucleotides long. Lineage: Eukaryota; Metazoa; Platyhelminthes; Trematoda; Plagiorchiida; Echinostomatidae. The record is from the annotation of a GenBank genome assembly.